Manihot esculenta (cassava) is the source of this 2832-nucleotide messenger RNA. RefSeq names its product cation/H(+) antiporter 18. The transcript has 4 exons. Bases 245 to 2647 code for a protein of 800 amino acids. The record is from RefSeq and is a predicted model, not a curated record. NCBI's taxonomy places the organism in Eukaryota, Viridiplantae, Streptophyta, Magnoliopsida, Malpighiales, Euphorbiaceae. Gene Ontology annotation, biological process: proton transmembrane transport; regulation of pH. Gene Ontology annotation, cellular component: membrane; endomembrane system. Gene Ontology annotation, molecular function: antiporter activity.
GAUGAAUUUAUAUUUUAAUUUAGAUAGAUGAAUGAUAUUGAAGAAUGAGUAGUGGAAUAAGAAUCUUUUCUUCCGUUUCCCUCUACCCCUGAUGUUAAAUCUUUAUGGGGCAUUUGGAACAUGGGGUUGUUUGGCUCUGCAGAUUAUUCGAUCCUACAAAAAAAACAUUUGAUUGACGUGAUAAAGAUACGGGAAUACAAAUUCAGAGAGGGAGUGACUAUUUUCUUUAGUAUUUUUCGGUGGGAUGGCUUCAAAUAAUACAAUAGGGCAGAUGUGCCCAUCUCCAAUGAAGGCUACAUCAAAUGGUGUUUUCCAGGGUGAUAGUCCUCUGGAUUAUGCUCUUCCUCUGGCUAUAUUGCAGAUAUGUCUGGUGAUUGCACUCACACGGGGUCUUGCCUUUUUUCUAAGACCACUAAGGCAGCCACGUGUUAUUGCAGAGAUUAUUGGAGGAAUUUUACUUGGGCCAUCUGCUCUCGGUCGAAGUAAGAGAUAUUUGCAUGCUGUGUUCCCACCUAAGAGUCUUACAGUGUUAGAUACACUUGCAAACAUUGGCCUGCUUUUCUUUAUGUUUCUUGUGGGGCUAGAGCUAGAUACCAAAUCUCUUCGUCAAACAGGAAAGAAGGCCCUUGCAGUGGCCAUUGCAGGAAUUACCCUACCAUUUGCAAUAGGAAUCGGCACAUCAUUUAUUCUCCGAGCAACCAUUUCUGAAGGUGUAAAUGGUACCUCAUUUCUUCUUUUUAUGGGUGUAGCACUUUCUAUAACUGCAUUCCCUGUCUUGGCUCGUAUUUUGGCUGAGCUGAAGCUUUUAACAACUGAUGUUGGCAGAAUGGCCAUGUCAGCUGCGGCAGUUAAUGAUGUAGCUGCAUGGAUUCUUCUUGCUCUUGCCAUUGCACUCUCAGGGUCUAACCAUUCUCCCCUUAUUUCUUUUUGGGUUUUAUUGUCUGGGUGUGUUUUCGUCAUAUGUGCAAUUCUUGUUGUGCCUCCAAUCUUCAAAACAAUAACUCGGAGAUGCCAUGAAGGUGAACCAAUUAAUGAAACAUAUGUAUGCGCUACAUUAGCUACUGUGCUAGCUGCUGGUUUUGUGACUGAUGCUGUUGGAAUUCAUGCCAUGUUUGGUGCUUUUGUAAUUGGUGUUCUUGUCCCCAAGGAAGGACCAUUUGCACAUGCUCUUGUGGAAAAAGUUGAAGAUCUUGUGUCUGGACUCUUUCUGCCAUUGUACUUUGUAUCAAGUGGACUGAAGACGAAUAUAGCUGAAAUUCAUGGGCUUCAAUCUUGGGGUCUUCUUGCUUUGGUCAUUUUUACAGCCUGUUUUGGGAAGAUUUUUGGCACUUUUGUGGUGUCCCUUUUAUGCAAAGUGCCUCUUCGUGAGGCUGUAGCAAUGGGGUUGCUGAUGAAUACCAAAGGCUUGGUGGAACUUAUUGUCCUCAACAUUGGUAAAGAUAAAAAGGUUUUGAAUGAUCAGACCUUUGCUAUCAUGAUUCUAAUGGCUCUGUUUACAACUUUCAUUACCACCCCUCUUGUUGUUGCUGUAUAUAAGCCAGCAAGACGAGUGAGGACGGCUGAUUACAAGUAUAGAACUAUUGAAAGGAAAAAUUCGAAUACCCAACUUCGGAUUUUGGCUUGUUUCCACAGUUCAAGAAACAUCCCAUCGAUCAUAAAUCUUCUUGAAGCCUCACGAGGUAUUCAGAAGACUGAAGGACUGUGUGUAUAUGCAUUGCACCUCAUGGAGCUGUCUGAGAGGUCAUCCGCUAUAUUGAUGGUCCACAAGGCAAGAAAAAAUGGGUUGCCUGUGUGGAAUAAGGGCCAUCGAUCAGACUCUAAUCAUGUCAUUGUGGCAUUUGAUGCCUUCCAACAGUUGAGCCGGGUGUCUGUCCGAUCAAUGACUGCAAUCUCUUCAAUGUCUGAUUUACAUGAGGACAUCUGCACUACUGCUGAAAGGAAGAGAGCUUCAUUUAUUAUUCUUCCAUUCCAUAAACAUCAGCGGUUGGAUGGCUCACUGGAGACUACUCGAACCGACUUCCGUUGGGUCAAUCGUAGAGUACUUGAGCACGCACCGUGCUCAGUAGGAAUUCUAGUUGAUCGCGGGCUUGGUGGAACCACUCAAAUUCCUGCGAGUAAUGUUUCUUAUCUGAUUACAGUUCUCUUCUUUGGGGGCUGUGAUGACCGUGAAGCUCUUGCUUACGGAGCUCUGAUGGCUGAACACCCUGGGAUCAGUUUAAUGGUUGUUAGAUUCUUAGUAGCACCUGCAGCUGAGGGGGAGAUUGUUCAAGUUAACAGAGAAGCCAAUUUAGAAACCAAGUUGGGAUCCUGGGAUGAAAAGGUACUUAUGGAGUUCAAACGCAAAACAUCUGGUGAUGUUUCGAUAAGAUAUGAAGAGAGAGUUGUUACAGAUGCCGCCGGAACCAUAGAUGUGAUCAGUGAGGUUAGCCGCUGUAAUCUUUUUCUGGUGGGUCGAAUUCCAGAUGGCGAAAUACCUGCAGACAUAAACAGAAGUAACGAAUGUCCAGAAUUGGGAACCAUAGGAAGCCUGUUGAGUUCUUAUGAUUUCCCAACAACUGCAUCAGUGCUGGUGAUCCAACAGUAUAAUGACCAGGUAACUUCACAGAUAGGAGAUCAUAUGGUGGACAAAGACUCAGAAUCUAACUAAUAUGUUUUUUGUUUGUUUGAAUGUAAAAUCAGGUUUUCUUGUUUGCUUUAGUUAUGACAAACCAGGAUUAGUCCUCUCUCAAUAAUGGCCUUAAUAAAACGCACAUCAGUAGUAUAUGUAUUUAAUAUUUUGAUUAAAUUUCAAUUGUUAAAUGUAAUUAAAAUCAAACUGGAACUUCUGAAGAA